Molecule: messenger RNA, 9933 nt
Organism: Cricetulus griseus (Chinese hamster)
Lineage: Eukaryota; Metazoa; Chordata; Mammalia; Rodentia; Cricetidae
Source: RefSeq, a predicted model, not a curated record
UGGGGUGGAGGAGGCGGCGGCUCAGCUCGUCCCCUGCGGCCAACUUAUUUGGUGUCUUAUAUUGAUUAAUUCAUAAGGAUUGAAACAGUCAUUCGUGGCAUUAAAUCAGCUUGCGUUCUGUUUUCAUGUAAUUUAGAGACAAUCUUGUGUGUCUAUGUCUAUCCAGACAACUUGUCUGUGAUUUUCCUUUACAUAUAUUUGUUUGGGUCACCUGCUUCAGGUGUUGAGGGAAAGCUGGCUUUGUACGAUGACUUUCUAGGAUUCCUUUUCUGUGUAUUCUAUUCAGUACUAUCCUAGUGGUGUUACUGUAUGGUUGUUCUAAGGAAAAGCAGGAUUGUGUGUUGAAUCUGUCCCGUCCCAGACACUGUUAGAGAAACUCAUCUGACUUUUGUCUCACCAUUGCCUAAUGCCUUUUCUAGAAUUAUAACUCAGAAGGUUGAAUUGUUCAUUUGUUUUUAGAUGCUUGUCCUUUUCUUCUUCAAUUCUAUUUUCUUUGCAUGUGACCAUCCACAAUAUUCCAUAAGGCAACUCUGCAGUAUCCUCUUUCCAACUCCAGUUCUGUUACUUGGGGAUUCAUUCUUUUGGUGUAGAUUAGGUGAAAAAUGCUUCAUCCAUACUUUUGACAAUUCCCAGAAACAGGUCCAUUGCCUUGAUUUGUUGUCUUGUCAUCUUGUCACAAUUCGACACAGCCAUUCUUGUAUCUUGUUAUAUACUAGUUCAGAUUGACUGGUUUUUAUACUUCCAAGCCCUCAGAAACAUAAUUGUGUGCAAAUGCCUUUUACAUCCAGAACCUCUUGCUGACAAAACUUCUCAGUGUAUCUUUGUCUCCCCACUUGUGUGUCAUGUUAUUCAUGCGCUGAGAAUCACCUCACACAUUGAGAGAGUAUCCUCAUUACUCCGUGAAUUCUGUCUCACUGCUCAUUGAUUUAAGUCUCCACAAUAGCUUAGCAGAUACGAGCACUUGGUGCUCUUUCAAUUUCCAGGUUCAGUUCCAUGUACAGUCAUGGUGACUUAACUCAGGUUCCAGUGGUUCUAUUGCUUCCUUGUGGCCCCAGCAGGCAUUUCAUGCAUAAGGUGCACAGACCUAGCUGAAGGGAAAUACCCAUACGAAUGAAAUUAAAAGGCAUAAAUCUUUGUUUUACUUUCUUUUUAUUAAUUCUACACAUUCUACAUCAUUUAUUUGAUGCUACCCAUUUAUUCAUCCAUUCCCAUCCACCAUCCGCCCUCCUCCACCAAGGUCUCAGGCGUUGAUGGGCGGGAGGUGUGGAUGAGGGCAUCCCUGCUACACAUGCUACCACCAUAUGUCUCACUGAUAAUGGGGACAGUUGUCUUUUGCCUAUAACAUUGGUGCUGAGUCUCCAUCACCACCAACCACCAGGCAGCUAUACUGUGCUGCCUCCAGAAGAGACAAAGUCUGUUUUCUGUGUGCUGCAGCUGGUCAGUAGGGAAGGUCAGCUCUUGUCUGGUGGAGAUUGUAAGGGAGGAGGACUAAGGGGGUCACCUCUUACCCGCCCGCACUGUCACUUGACAGAUGAGUGUGGGAACAGUUCACUCACAUUCCAACUACAUGCCUGGCUCUCCCACAUCUGAAAUGACAGUGAUAGCUCUGUUUCACUGCCCUGGAGCGGUACAGGGCCCUCAGUCCCAAGAUUACAGCUGUUGGGGGGUCAUGGGCAGAUCUCCUGCUCUUAGAACACAGGACAUCUUUCCCACUAUACCUAAUCUAGGAAUAAUAAACCAGUGCUGCAGAGGCAGCUCAGCAGUUUAGAGAACUUACCGAUCUGGCAGUUUCCACUCAGUUCCAUGUAGACGCAUGGUGACUUAACUUAGGUUCCACCCAUGUCUGUUGUCCUCUAAUGGUGCUGCAGGCACUGCAUGCACAAGGUGCACAGACUACCUAUAGGCAAACAUCCAUGCACAUGCAAUGAAUAUACAUGCAUCUUUGGAGAAACAGGAAAUGAUGUAGAGGUCUUACAUAAGGAUUCAGGAUGACAGCAUCGGAAAGAACAUGAAGGUGUCACUGCUACUGUGACAGUAAGUGUGGAGCCUGGAUAUGUGAUUUGAAAUGGCCAAACUGAAGAAAUUAGUGUCAAGUCAGUGGUAGGUAUUGGUUUUUUAUGGUUUUGGGAAUAUCAUUGAUGUACAUGCCUUGUGUUUGAUCAAUUUCACUUCCUAUCCCCCAGUUCUAAUCACUGUUGUAAUGCUUUUUCCCAUCUGCAUACUCACAUUUUUUUUUUUAAAUGUCCUGAGUCUAUGACAGCCUAGCUAUAUGUGCAUAGGCUACAUCUUUCAAGAAUACUGACUCUACCUCUUCCAAGGCCAAGACUUGCCUGCAGUAUGUCAGGUAGUGGUGUGAUGAUCCAUUUUACCCCUCUGGGCAUUAAGCUUGGUUAAUCUUGUGCAGGAUUUCUGCAUGCAGGUACAGCUUCUGUGGAGACAGUCAUGCAGUGAUACUCAAGUGAUAGAUAUGUAGACCCGCUCAGCUGUGCCUGUGCUGCAAUUUCAUCAGAACCCUGAAUACCUUGCAACCAUGAACACACAGUUCAUAUCACAGCAGCAGCAGUCCAUGGGGCAGCCUUAGGAAGACACCAUUCAUCUCGGCAGUUGUAGCAGGCAAAGCAGACAUUGCAGCAACCCUUGAGAUUCCCAGGUCAGCGGAGCCAUAGUGCUGGGAACAGUCAGGAACAGGACCAAUGGUGUUAUCCGUUCUCUACUGUAGCUCAUCAGAGCAUGAAGUCUGAUAUCUGAUAUGGAUUUCUUAAUUCUUUUGGAAAAUCUUAGAUCAGGUGAACUCACCCUGAUAUUUUCUUUUUAAAUUUAAUUUAGAAACAAUCUUAUUUUAAGUAUCAUCCCCGCUCCCUGUUUCUCCCAUUCUCCCAUGCCCAACACAGACAACAUCAUUCCACUCCCCCAUCCACUCCCCAUCAUCCUGAUUUUUUCCAUUCAUGUUAUGAUUGUCAGGACAUUGACAGAAGCAUGAUCUGCUAGAGGAUUUACAUUACAUGUCAUUGUCUACAAGCAUGGUCCUCUUUCUUUUGUGGAAAUUCCACAGCUCCUGGAAUUUAAAUUUAUCCAUUUUUUCCAACUCUCCUGUUUUGCCAUUGGCAUAAUAAAGAGUGGCUUUUCACAGUGACAUCCAGGCAUUGCCUGAGAUAUUUUUAUAUAUUAGUCAUAUAAGGUACCACUGCACAUUUUUACUGAAUCAGGAAGUAUGUUUUUGCAAGUUUAAAGGCUGUGAUUCUAAACAAUAACAUUUAGUAAGAAAAAGUUUGUUUUCCAUCUGAGAGUUAUCAUAAAAUCUCUUGAAGUUUGUCUUAGGUCAUCUCUUUCCACUGGUAUUUUCAUAUCAUGGGGCUUAUUCAUGAUUGGUUUUCCAGUAGUUUUGUGGAUAAGAUUAGAGAUAGUAAUUUUAUUGUUUCUAGUUAGAAAUGGUAGUUUGCUGGUUUUGUGUGAUGAAAAUAAUCCUGUUCUUCCAAGCUCUCCUACUCAUCUAUUCAUUUUGUUAAAUGCCUUAUUUCCUGGGUUGCCAUUGCAACCAAUCUUUGUAAACUUUGCCUGUAAUUAUGAUUUGCAGUGCAGCUUGAGUGGAUGACUUCUGUCAUUUUCUAGCCUUCUACAUAUGCCCUUCUCCAUGAAUUUUAAGAGCCCAUGUUUCUGGGUACAAUGAUAAGGUUCAUAGUCAUUUUCUUUCACCACUCUAAAUGUAUCCUUCCAUGUUCUCCUGUUGGUAGAAAUGUUCACAAGAUUUCAGGUACCAUUUUGGCUUUGGCGGGUCUUUUUGUGUUAAGUGGCAUUAACCAUAACAGAGUUUUGUUACUUUCAGACAACUAGAUGUAAAGUUUCAACAAGAAUCCCAGUAUUUUUUCUGAGAAACAUCAGAGAAGAAAAAUAAGAACAAUGAAUGCUUGUGCAGUAAAUGCUUCCCAGGGUCUGUUAUCAUUUAGGGAUGUGUCUGUGGACCUCUCCCAGGAGGAAUGGGAAUGUCUAGACUGUGCUCAGAGGGCUUUGUACAUGGAUGUGAUGUUAGAGAAUUACAGCAAUCUACUUUUUGUGGAGAACCAUCGCAUAUGUGAUAAAUGUGAGAAGCUCUUGCAUCCAGGAACAAAGCAUUUUAUCCAUGACCAUGAAUAUGUCCAAGAGAAGACUUGUAAAUGUGAUGAGCUUGGCAAAGUGAUUCAUAAAUCCUGCCAAUGUACACCUUAUGACACAAAUGAUACUACAAAAAAUGACAAGUACAGAUUUGCUAACCACAUAGAUACCUCUGUUUCAACCUUAAAUCUCAACAGCCACAAAAAUAGGAAUGCUGGAGAAGAACCAUGCAAAUAUAAAGACUGUGCAAUGUGUUUAAAUUUGUGUUCCAUCAUUAGCCAAAAUGAAAAACAUCACAAAGUUAUGGAAGAACACAAAACUACGGAGUAUGAUAAAAUUAUUGACUCUAAAACAGAAAUCACAUUGAAACAAAUGGAUCCUGGGGAGAAACCAGUCCAACGGAGGAAAUGUGGGAAAUGCCUCAAGACUCACUCAAGCUUCAUUAGGCAUCAGAGAACACAUACUGUGGAGAAACUGUAUAAAUGUACAAAAUGUAGUAAAGUAUUUCUGCAUUUUUUACAACUCAAAGUACAUUAUAAAAUUCAUGCUGGAGAAAAACUCUGCUUAUGUACAGAAUGUGGUAAGUGGUUUCAUCAUACAUCAAACUUUGAAGGAAAUUACAGAAUCCACACUGGAGAGAAACCUUACAAAUGUAGUGAAUGUGACAAAUCCUUUAUUAGUGCCCCAUCUCUGAGAAUAUAUCAUAGAAUACAUACAGGAGAGAAACCUCUUAAAUGUAAUGAAUGUGACAAACCCUUUCCCACAAGUUCUGAUUAUAAAAAUCAUCAGCAAAUACAUACAGGAGACAAACCUUACAAAUGCAGUGAAUGUGACAAAUAUUUUACCACAAAAGGCAGUCUUAGAAUUCAUCAGCGAAUCCAUACUGGAGAGAAACCUUACAGAUGUAGUGAAUGUGACAAAUCUUUUACCACAAAAGGCAGUCUUAGAAAUCAUCAGAGAAUUCAUACAGGAGAGAAACCUUACAAAUGCAGUGAAUGUGACAAAUCUUUUACCAUAAGAGGGAAUCUUAGAUUUCAUCAGAGAAUUCAUACAGGAGAGAAACCUUACAAAUGUAGUGAAUGUGACAAGUCCUUUACCUUGAAAGGGAACCUCAAAAUUCAUCAUAGAAUCCACACAGGCGAGAAACCUUACAAAUGUAGUGAAUGUGACAAGACCUUUACCCAGAAAGGGCAUCUUAGUAAUCAUCAGGUAAUUCAUUCAGGAUGGAAGCCUUGCUAAUACAGUGAACGUGACAUCCUCUUUGCUUGGCUAACACCUUAGGAGACAUCUGAAAACACAUAUCAAUGAGAAACCUUACACACUAUGGUGAGUGCUAGAAAUCCUUUACAUAAAAAGAAAAGCUUACAACUCAAAAGAGAAUAUAUACAUUUGAGAAACUUUAGAAUGCAGCAAAUGAGGAAAAAAAAACUUUCUCUCAGAAUAUGUUGCUGGAUAUUUGAUGGCACUCUGACACCUGUGUUUAGUAAUAUCAAACUUGGAUCAUGGUUGGAGUCCAGAACUAGUUGACAGAAAAUAGCCAGAGUACAUGGAGUUCAAUGGGAGAUAGGGAGACACAGAGUAAAGAACAGGAAGUAACUUGGGAGUUUUUCAGUCUUUUUUAAGAGGGUUGGAGGGACACUCUCUUGCUGGGUCUCUGGUCAAAGAGAAAGGUGAGCUGGUUGCCUCUUGCCCUCUGAACUGGCAGAUUUUUACCCCAGCAUCUAACUUCUGAAAUAAAUAAAACAAUACAGACUUAGUUAAAAACUACAUGUGCUGGCUAUGACAGAGCCAGUGCCAGCAAGGCUGGCAGAAAUCUCACCAGGACUCGGCCUCAACAUGAGAGUGUUGAAUGCAGAGCUGUGGGGCCAUAGUCAGAUCCAACCUCUUACCCGUUAGCAAAACAACAUGAAUACAAUUGGUAAUACAUUCAAAAGAGAAAUCUUAACAAUGUAUCAAAUGUGAUUAAUCCUUUACUCUUUGGUCAAUAUUUACAAUACAUUAUAGAACAGAUUCAAGAGAGAAACCUUACAGUGGUAGUUAUCUUACUUUGGGUUGUAUUGCUCUGAAGAUACACCAUGGCCAUGGCAACUCUUUCAAUUACAGUUGGUUUACAGUGUCAAAAAUUUAGUCCAUUAUCUUCAUGGGAAACAUAGUGACAUGCAGACAGACAUGGUACUAAAUCAGUCCCUGCCUUAAUGGUGAUACACUUCCUCAUAGAGCCACACUCCCUAUUGGCAAAUCCUUCGUGCAUGAAUAUGUAGGGGUUAUACCUAUUCAAACCGCCAUAAUAGUCAGUAUGAGAAACCUUUUAUCUCCAAAGUCAACCUGAGUAUUCACAUGGAAUAACUUACAAAUGUAAGGAAAAGUCCUUACCAGACUCUCAGAUGUAAGAAAACAUCUGAAAAUUCAUAUUAGUAGAAACGUUUCCAAGGGAAAAAUUUGACAUGUGCUUUGGCCAAGCUUUGUUCUUAACUACACUUGAGAUUCCACACCAGAGAAUCAUUUUGAACAUGAAAAACUUGUGAAAGCAUUUAAGUUAUGAUUGAAUCUUUUAAAACAUCAAGAGUUAAUGCAGAUGGAAAAUUUGAAUAUUUUUUUAAAAUGGUGAACAGUUUCCAUUAGACUUUUUAGUUGUUCAACCUCAAACACUUCAUAAUGAAGAGAGAGUAGGGAAACCUGAAGCAUAUGCUGUUGUGAAAUAGUUUCCUGAUUAUUGGAGUGAUCCAUUCUGAAGGGAAGCUGAUUAAAGCAUGAAAUAACCCUCCCAAUAUUUUCAAGAAAUCUCUGAAACUUACAAGAUUCAGUGUUCCUGAAAGUAGGAACUCAGACAAGUCAUGCACUUGCGAAGAGGAUUUUAGCCAUGAAAGUAGCAUGCUCUUUAACUUGUGGGUAUGCCUACAGGUGUGUAGUGUGCUCCAGGUGUGCAUUGUUCAUAAGCUGUGUCACAUGUUGAUUUUGAAUUUCAUGGUAGUCAAUGUUUUUGAGUCCCUUAUGCUUUGGAAAGCAACUGCUUCUCCAUAUUCUUGUACUCAAUUUUAAUAAAGCUCAUUGACAGAAAAAUUUGGACUUGAUACUGCUUUCAGAUUCCAUUUGGACUGAGGACAUGUACAUGUAUUUUGCAUAUUCCCCAGGAAAUGUGUCUCAUUAGACAUGUAUUGAAUCCAUUAAUUGUUCCUCCAAAGUUAUUGUAAACAGGCACUUAAUAAUGGAGUCACAGUUCUCAACCUGUGGACUUUGAGUUCUUUGGGAUUAAAAAACCCUUUUACAGGGGUUGACAUUUCCAAUGGUUUUAGGAACUGAGAUACCAUGGCUGUUGUUUUUAUGUUGGUAUGCCCACAUUAGAGUGCUUGGGACUGAGUUAAAAUCUUGUAACGUUAGGAAAGUUGGAGCCACUAUAUUAGAGAAAAGGCAUCAGAGUCUUCAAAAAGGGGAUUGUUUGUACUCAAUUUUUCCAGGCCUACAUUCAUGGACCUACUAGGUUAAGUUAUCAAGGCUCUUCACAUAUAGAGUGUAGGUGUUUUGAAAGCUCAGAUAGACAACUGCUUUCUUCCUUGCAUUAACAGAGUAAGAGAGAAGUCUACAAAAGACAGAAGAAAGUAGUGGUAUAAAACUCUCAAUGAAAGCAUCAGCCAGCCUGGACUGUGUUGCUGAAUAGUUCUGAAAUCAGGAUACAGGAGAACUCCAAUGACCUUCAGAAAAAUUCUACCCAUGGGCAUAUACUACAACCAUUUUGGGACCUUGUAUCAUGCUAUAACUUAACACCCCACUUUACAAACCCCCAGAAAUGGAGUUUUUAUCACUUUAUAAAAAACCUUUACCCAGUAUUAAUAUGGUAGAGAUCCUAGAAUAUUCAUAUGAAACAAAACUCAAUAUAGUGCUUAGAUAAAGAUGUAUCUUCAACUUAAUUUGAUAUCUAACUGAAUCCAUAGAAAUAUAUAACUGUGAAUCUUUAAUGAGAUAAUAUUUAAAAGGAUCUGAUGUACAGAUGGCUCAUUUAUAGUUUAUAAAUCCCCAAAAGAGUAUGCUGGAAAAUCAAUUUGACAUACAAAGAAGGUAUGAAAAAGUAUCCAGUUGACUCCAAAGCAUUAUAAUAUUGAUACUAAAACCAGAAGGAGUCACAAAUUUUGUACCUUAGACAAAUCUGUGUAUUACAGUUAAUAAGUCCAUAUUAUUACAUUGUUUUUCAUGGAUUUCAGUACAAGAAGAGUGGCAUAUUCAACCUAUGAAAAAUGUUAGAUAAUAUUUUCAUGGCUGGAGAUAUGGCUCAGCUGUUAAAGGAUUGGCUCACAACCAAAAAAUAGGAAUAUUUUUGUGUUCUCAGCAUGGGAGAUUAUUGAAACAGGAGCUCAUGUUUAAUGCAAUAUUGAUUAAAUUCUGGCUGUUGUAUUCAAAUUGUCAUACAUAAUUUGUCAGUUGCUGCCACAUCAUCAUUUUGGACCUGAGACAAUGGAAAGUUAGGUUUUGAACAGAUCCUUAGCCAUCUGGAGACUGCAACCAUCAGAACAGACUUUGGAGGUUUAAAUUUCAGGUGUUCAGUGGGUGGAGAACCCUUGGCUUGAUGACAUUGAAAUCACUAUUGAAAAUCAGUACAGAUUUCCAAUAUCCUGGUAAAUUUUUAAAUGUGUGCACAAUGAAUUGGCAUCUCUCACUGUAUCCCUCACACCUCUGUUAUCUUCAUUCUGUAACUAUUUAUGCACACAGUUCUUGUCCAUGGUGGUAGCAAGCCUGUGACAAGACUUAUAAAAUGGGUCCAGGUAGCCUGACAACUGGAGCUUUGUGGAACAGAGCAUGGUCAGAGAUGAUCAUAUGCAAAGGAGCAGGGCAGGGACAAUCACUAUAUUGUGAUGGCAAAGGAAGCAGAAUCUCUGUGGAAUUGAAACACUCAUAAGCAUUCGUGGAAGAGCGUAGUAAGAGCCAGAUUUCAGGAGCCUGGUAGGCAUUCCUAGAGGGACUUUCACAGGCUAAAUUUUUUUAGGAACAAAACAGGCUUCAGACAGGAUCUUGCCACACCAAGUAACACACCUUCAGUUGCAGGACACCCUAUGGGACAAUGUGGCGAUGUCAUGAGGACAUUGAGCUAAGAGAAUCGUCUAAAAGAGGAUUUGACAAAUCGCUUGUAUCCAGACAUGGUUCUCAUACUACGAGCACUUAUUAAGAUCUUGGAAUUUAUUGUUACAACUUAAGAGUGUGGAAAAGUGGAGUAUAUUUGCCCUGAUAGAAUAUCAGUAUGUACUAUAUUAACAGUUAUAAAAUGCACUAUAGAUUAGGACAAAAUGGGAAUGCUUCUUUUUGGUAAUUCUGAAUGAUCAAUAUUAUUAGAAAAAAAAUGACUCUUACUGUCUUUUGUCUCCCUGGUCCAUCAAAAAGCACUCUACCAUGGUUGAAUGUCUAAAUUGCCUUGGUGGGCUUUGUUUUUGGCUUUGUUUUAUUGAAUAAAUGUUUCAGUCUGUUGCCCUUUCUCUCUGAUAAUUCACAAUGUGGACCAAGUCUGGACCUACAUGGGAUAUGUCUCUCUCUGCACCAAAUCAAUAACUGCUGUCCUCAAAUGCUCUCUUUAAUUACAGAAUUACAACUUUCUCAAAUUUUCAUAUCAUUUUAGAAUUAUUUUGUCAAUUUUGAAUAAAUUGCACAUUUCUCUUGAAGCAAAUUCUUUACAUUUUUAAGGAAGAAAACACUUGCUGAUUGUGUUCCUCUGUUUUAAUGAGAACUUUCUGGGCAUUUUUCGAUUUUCACAUGUCAUACAUGUUUUUUUUUUCUGUAGUUGUUUAUGUGCAUGGUGAACUGUGACUAAGUAUACAUAUUUGCAAGAAUAAACUGUUAUUAGUCAUUUCUUACAGAAUCAAA